Molecule: messenger RNA, 1191 nt
Organism: Suncus etruscus (white-toothed pygmy shrew)
Lineage: Eukaryota; Metazoa; Chordata; Mammalia; Eulipotyphla; Soricidae
Gene: HAAO
Product: 3-hydroxyanthranilate 3,4-dioxygenase
Exons: 10
Coding region: 169-1029 (286 amino acids)
Biological process (GO): 'de novo' NAD+ biosynthetic process from L-tryptophan; quinolinate metabolic process
Cellular component (GO): cytoplasm
Molecular function (GO): iron ion binding; 3-hydroxyanthranilate 3,4-dioxygenase activity
Source: RefSeq, a predicted model, not a curated record
CAGAAGCUCAGAUCCAGGUCAAAGUCCCACCGGCCACGGAGGCCCCACUGACCCUGGCUGGGUUGUUCCACCCUUCAGCCCCAGGAUGCAGAUUAACCAGGGGAGCGCAGCCGGAGGAGCCUGAGGAACCAGGGGCCCCCAGGGUGCCGGCAUCCCAGCUGAGCCGUCAUGCAGCGCCCUGUGAGGGUGAAGACCUGGGUGGAGGGGAACCGAGCCUUCUUCCUGCCGCCCGUCUGCAACAAGCUGCUGCACCAGGAUCAACUCAAGGUCAUGUUUGUGGGGGGCCCCAACACCAGGAAGGAUUUCCACAUCGAGGAGGGGGAGGAGGUGUUCUACCAGCUGCAGGGUGACAUGGUUCUCCGGGUGCUGGAGCGUGGCCAGUACCGGGAUGUGGUCAUCCGUCAGGGUGAGAUCUUCCUGCUGCCCGCCGGGAUCCCCCACUCUCCGCAGAGGUUUGCCGACACCGUGGGCCUGGUGAUUGAGCGAAGGCGGUUGGAAACGGAGCUGGAUGGGCUCAGGUACUACGUGGGGGACACCACGGACGUCUUGUUCGAGAAAUGGUUCUACUGCGAGGACCUCGGCACGCAGCUGGCGCCCAUCAUCCAGGAGUUCUUCAGCUCUGAGCAGUACAAGACGGGGAAGCCCAUUCCAGCUCAGCUGCGCCCCAAGCCGCCCUUCGCCCUGAGCACACGCACUGUCAUGGACCCCAUGCCCCUGGGGACCUGGCUGGAUGGCCACCGACGGGAGCUGCAGGCAGGCAGGUCCCUCAGCCUGUUUGGGGACACCUAUGAGACGCAGGUGCUGGUUCUCGGACAAGGCAGCAGCGAUUUCCCCAAAAGGACUGUGGACAUGUGGCUGUGGCAGUUGGAAGGCUACUCUGUGGUGACAUUGGGAACAGAGCGUCUGGGCUUGGCUACUGACGACAGCCUCCUGGUGCCAGCGGGGACAGCGUUCUCCUGGGCGAGGGCCCAAGGCUCGGUGGCACUGGCGGUUAUACAGGACCCUGACAACAAGAAGCCCCUCGGCUGAUGCCUAUGGAGGACUCCUUCCCCCUGCUGCAAGGCCACCUCACUGCGUGUCCCCUGUGGGGUCCCCUUGCCAAAGUCUCACGCUGCCCGGCUGAGACCGUGUGACCCCCGUCCAGAUUCCUGUCCUCCAAAGUGGCUGUAAUAAAGGUCCCAGAUCAUGUGA